AUGGUGGCCAGUGGAAUGGCAGUUGUGCUGCUGGUCUGGUACUCUAGUUUCACACUGUGCCUGGUUCUCUCUUUAGGCCCCAGGCAGAGUGGGAAUCUGCCUUCGUGCGCCGGACGUUGCGAUACGGUCGGGAAUAAUCCAGUCUGGCCGUGUCAAUGCAAUAAUCUAUGCGUGAACUUCGGGGAUUGUUGCGAAGAUUAUGAAGAAGUUUGUCUCAGCUGCUUGGAUCGAUGUGGGACCGAUUAUAACAAUCUCUUCCCCUGUCAAUGCAAUGAUGUAUGCUCCCAGAAAGGCAACUGUUGCCAGGAUUUUGAUCAAUAUUGCGAUGAAUCCUCCCGAUUGGUGACGGAUGAUGACUUGCGGACCUUGGCUGAAGCCCUGCUGGAAAUGGAGAAUAACGUGAGAGGACUUCUUACAUUUGACCUUCAAGGUCAAUCCUCCCCGAACGGAGGAGACGAAGCACCUGAACCUCUCUUUGCGGGAGAAUUACCCGAGGAGGUUACUUCCAUUGAGAGCAUAGCAAAGAUGAUGGCCCUGUUUGACAAUUAUGAACCUAAUACAACUUAUCCAGAGGAAGUCACACCUGAAGAGGAAGAGGAGACAAGUGCCUUCCUUGACACCAUUAUUGAUACUCCCAUAAUGCAAACUGCAUAUCAAUUCCUCCUGGACAAGGGGGAGAUACAGGAUGAUGAAGUGGCGUUCAAGGAAAGGUUGAGGGAAAUGUGGUUUGACAUGUACCCAAGGGAUGGGCCCAGUCCAGGUUCCAGUGGAUUUGAACAUGUCUUCAUGGGUGAAUUGCAGAUAGCUGCAGUCACUGGGUUUCAUGGAUGGGUCUGGUUCUUCCUACAAGAACUAGAACAACGCGUUGACUAUUUCGGGUACUUGACCUAUAGGGACCUCGGCGACAAGGGGGUCCACCUGGAACAUACCUUUAAAUGGGAUGGCAAGCGAAAGCCCAUCAGCAGCCUCUACAUUGGGGCAAGUCCUGAACUGGAGAUGGCCCUGCUGACAGUAUGCUUUAUCACAAGACCCAAUUCCAUCUGCCCAGUCAGAAUGGCUGGAGAGGAUCUUCACAUCCAGACAUAUGUCGAGGAAUACAAUGGGGGAAUCCAUGUGGGGACAGCAUAUUUUGAUAUCUCAGGUUGAUCAUCACAUGAAAUGCAGAUAGUAAAACCUGAUUGUUCAACAAA
Darwinula stevensoni is the source of this 1190-nucleotide messenger RNA. Lineage: Eukaryota; Metazoa; Arthropoda; Ostracoda; Podocopida; Darwinulidae. The record is from the annotation of a GenBank genome assembly.